AUGGAGAGCGGCACAAGCGAUGAGCAGCAAGGGAAAAUGAAUGGAAUUAAGGAGCAAGUAGAUAAUGUGAAAGCGAUAAUGGUACAAAACGUCGAACGAAUUCUGGAGCGUGGUGAACGAUUGGACAAUAUUGAGAGAAGAACCGAGCAGUUGCACGCAUCAAGCGCCAAUUUCAAAAUGACCGCUCGCAAAGUGCAACGCAAGUUUUGUCUUCUGAACGCAAAAUGGACCGCAAUUUGCAUCCUGGUUUGCCUUCUUGUUACCGCCGUCCUCAUUGUUUUGAUACUCCACUGGUGCGGAGUAAUCGGCAACAAAAAGAAUGACUAA
Messenger RNA from Caenorhabditis bovis, 327 nucleotides. The record is from the annotation of a GenBank genome assembly. Lineage: Eukaryota; Metazoa; Nematoda; Chromadorea; Rhabditida; Rhabditidae.